This is a messenger RNA of Saprolegnia diclina VS20, 2571 nucleotides long. RefSeq names its product polyribonucleotide nucleotidyltransferase. Gene Ontology annotation, biological process: mitochondrial RNA 3'-end processing; mitochondrial mRNA catabolic process. NCBI's taxonomy places the organism in Eukaryota, Oomycota, Saprolegniomycetes, Saprolegniales, Saprolegniaceae. Gene Ontology annotation, cellular component: cytosol; mitochondrion. Bases 1 to 2571 code for a protein of 856 amino acids. The record is from RefSeq and is a predicted model, not a curated record. The transcript is spliced from 11 exons. Gene Ontology annotation, molecular function: polyribonucleotide nucleotidyltransferase activity; RNA binding; 3'-5'-RNA exonuclease activity.
AUGCUCUCUGUCUCGAGUCGGCGCUCUCUUGCGCUCGCCAAGCAGCUCCAGCCGCGCGCGCUGGCUGGCCGCAGCAAGGUCUUUGAACAGCACCAGCGCACGUUCUUUGGCCUCGGCGACUUCUUCAAGUCGCUCGUUGGCAACGACGAGCCGAAGAAGAAGCAGCUGGAAGCGCCCAAGGAGCCCAAGGCCAAGGCGCCCAAGGCGCCCAAGAUCGAUGUUGUCGCCGAGCCUGUCUACGUGCCCCGCCCGCAAUUGCCGGUGCAGUACGCGGUCGGCAAGUAUGCAACCCUUGCCGAUGGCAGCGUCAUGGCCCGCUGGGGCGACUCGAUGCUUUUGACGACGGUCGUGAGCGAAAUGUCGGCCAACCACGAGAAGGACUUUCUCCCGCUCAUGGUCGACUACCGCGAAAAGUACUCGGCGACAGGUACGAUCCCCGGUGGCGUCAAGCGCCGCGAGAUGAUGGGCACCGACGCCGAGAUCCUCAAGAGCCGCAUCGUCGAUCGCAUCGUGCGCCCGCUCUUCCCCAAGGGCUACUGCAACGAGACGCAAAUCAUUGCGACUGUCCAGUCGUACGACAUUGACCACGACCCGGUCGUGCUUGCUGUCAACAGUGCGUCGGCGGCGCUCACCACGUCCAACAUUCCGUGGAACGGUCCCAUCGGCUGCGUCCGCGUCUGCAACGUCGAUGGCCGCCUCGUGUGCAACCCGACGGCCGACGAGAAGGCGCGUGCGACGCUCGACGUGCUGUAUGCGGCGACGUCGACGCGCACCGUCAUGAUUGAAGCCGAGGGCCUCGAGAUCUCAGAGGCCGCGAUGCAAGACGCGCUCCGCUUCGCCCACGAGCACGUGCAACCCAUCAUCGCCGAGCAGCAGGCGCUGCCUGCCAAGGCCAAGCGCACGUUCACGCCGUUGGUUGUGCCGGACGAUCUCGCCGCGGUGGCGCAAGCGCUCCUGCCCGAGCUGCAGACGCGCUUGUCGAGCCUGCAAGCACCGACGACCAAGUCGCAGCGCCAAGUGCUCGAGAACGACUGCUACUACUUUGUCAAGCAACAGCUCUACAAGACGCACGCCGAGCUCCUCCUUGCCAACAAGCCGCUCUUCACGAUGGUGUCGCACGACCUCGUGCAAGGUGCGCUGCGCGCCAACCUGCUCCAGGGCAAACGCGUCGACGGCCGGAACGCCGAACAAGUGCGGCCGCUCAGCAUGGAGACGGGCCUCCUCCCGCUCGUGCACGGGUCGUCGGUCUUCUCGCGUGGUGACACGCAGGCGCUGUGCACCGUGACGCUGGGCCACGUCGACCAAGGCCUCAAGGUGCGGUCGGCGAUUCGCGACAACGACGACUAUGAGCUCAAGAACGCGAUGCUGCACUACGAGUUCCCGCCGUACUGCGUCAACGAAACCGGCAAGAUCGGCGGCAUCAACCGCCGCAUGCUUGGCCACGGUGCUUUGGCGGAGAAGGCGGUUGUGCCGCUCUUGCCGUCGGUGCUGGACUUUCCGUUUACGAUCCGCAUGACGUCCGAGACGAUGGGCUCGGACGGCUCGUCGUCAAUGGCGAGCGUCUGCGGCGUCUCGAUGGCGCUCCUCGAUGCCGGCGUUCCGAUCAAGUCGCCCGUGGCUGGCAUCUCUGUCGGUCUUGUCACGCCGGGAGACCUCUAUGACGGCCAGGCGCCGAUCGACGAAUACACGCUACUGACGGACAUCCUCGGCAGCGAAGACCACUAUGGUGACAUGGACUUCAAGAUUGCGGGCUCCAAAGACGGCAUUACGGCCAUCCAGCUCGACGUCAAGCUGCCCGGCGUGCCCCUUGACAUUCUGUGCGAAGGCAUUUCCAAGGCCAAGGUUGCCCGCAUGGACAUCCUGUCGCAAAUGAACAACGUGCUUGCCGAGGCGCGGCCCAUCAAACCGGUCAAGGUGGCGUCGUCGACGAUCGUGCACAUUGAUCCGGCGAUGCGCGGCGCGCUCAUUGGCACGGGCGGCAGCAACAUUCGCGAGAUCGAAGCGGCGACUAGCUGCACAAUUUCGUGCAAGGACUCGGACGGGCUCGUCGAGAUCUUUGGCAAGGGCGACGACAACAUUGAGCUCGCCAAGGCCAUGAUUGCCGAGUCGACGUUCAUGUUCCGUCGCGGCCAGCGCGUCGAGGUCGUGGUGCAGACCAUCAUGGACUUUGGCUGCGUCGUCGUGCCCAAGUUUGCGUACGGCAAAGACUCGGCCAACGGCAAGGCCAAGCAAGGCUUUAUCCACAUCUCGGAGAUGGCACACUCGCCCGUGCGCAAGGUCUCGGACGUGCUCAUGACGGGCCAGACCCUUGAUGCGUGGUGCAUAUUCGCCGAGAAGGAUUCGGCCAAGCUCUCGAUCAAGGCGCUGUUGCACCCCGUGACGGGCGCGACCCUCGGCGACGCGGAAGCUAUGCAGUUCACCAAGGAGCGCGAAGACGAGCGCCGCAAGCAGCGGGCGGCGUCGGGUUUCACGCCCAACAGCCCGCGCAGCACGCACGCCAACCCGUCCGCGCGCCGUCCCCGCCACAACUCGCCUCGCCACUCGAACAACAGCAGCAGCAGCAGCAACUAA